Molecule: messenger RNA, 269 nt
Organism: Closterium sp. NIES-67
Lineage: Eukaryota; Viridiplantae; Streptophyta; Zygnematophyceae; Desmidiales; Closteriaceae
Source: the annotation of a GenBank genome assembly
CGAGGGAGGGGGAUGGGGGAUUGCAACGACUUCGUGCACCAGCACCAGCAGCAGCAGCACCAGCAGCAGCAGCAGCAGCAGCAGCAGCAGCAGCAGCAGCAGCAGCAGCAGCAGCAGCAGCAGCAGCAGCAGCAGCAGCAGCAGCAGCAGCAGCAGCAGCAGCAGCAGCAGCAGCAGCAGCAGCAGCAGCAGCACCAGCAGCUGCUGCUGCUGCGCUUGAAUUCGUGCACCAGCAGCUGCUGACCCCGCCUCUACCCACAAGCCUGUGG